This is a messenger RNA of Cuscuta campestris, 650 nucleotides long. Lineage: Eukaryota; Viridiplantae; Streptophyta; Magnoliopsida; Solanales; Convolvulaceae. The record is from the annotation of a GenBank genome assembly.
CGCAAUUUUCGCCAUGCAUCCAUCAACAAAACCUAUAUAUAAAAGCCUCCAAAAUCUCUAUGACCCUUCUCCAUUGCAGUCUUUCUCCAACCAUCAUCAAGAGAGAAUUGCUGCAUUUUAGAGCUUGAACAAAUUUAAUUAUUCCCAAAAUUUAUUUAUUCAUUUUUCAAAAUAAAACAAAAAAAAUGGCGCGCAACUUGUUUGUUCUCGCUCUAGUUUUUUUCGCCGUGGCCGGCAUGGCUGCGACAGAGGCACCUGACGCAUCGUCCUCCGCCGCACCCGGUGCCACCACGGACGACAACACCGUCAUCGGCACCCUCGAUGGCGGUGCUACCACCAUCGCCGCCCCGGUUGGUGGGCCCAUCCCUUCUUCGGUUCUCGAUAGCUUCACCCCGACUGGAGCACCCAACAACGCCCCCAACGUUGCCGGUGGAGUCCCCGCCAUUGUGGCUGCCGUGGCCGCCACCAUCGCCGCCGGAUCAUUUUUCUUCUAAAAUCAUACAUUAUUUAUGAUUUAUGUAUGAAAAAUGGUCAUUUGAGAUUUGUGUUUUUAAAGCUUGUAACACAUGGAUAUAUAUGUUUUUAAAUUGUACCUGCAAUACAUACAUACGUGCAUACAUAAAAUGUAGCAAUAUAAUGUGUUUAGAGUU